Poecile atricapillus (Black-capped chickadee) is the source of this 1203-nucleotide messenger RNA. Its product is annotated as deoxyribonuclease-1-like. Gene Ontology annotation, cellular component: nucleus. The transcript has 9 exons. NCBI's taxonomy places the organism in Eukaryota, Metazoa, Chordata, Aves, Passeriformes, Paridae. The record is from RefSeq and is a predicted model, not a curated record. Gene Ontology annotation, molecular function: DNA nuclease activity. Gene Ontology annotation, biological process: DNA catabolic process. The coding region runs from base 47 to 1033 and encodes 328 amino acids.
GAGCUGAGUGCCAUGGGAAAUACUUCCCAAACGCUUUCCCCCGUGGAUGGGAGCUGCAGCACUGCCUUUGCAGAGGAUCCUGAGGGAGCCAUCCUGGGAUGGCAGGCUCGAGGCUGGUGUUGUCACUGCUGGUGGCAGCUCUCCUGUUGAAUGUGGCCACCACGCUGAAGGUCGGCGCCUUCAACAUCAAAGCGUUUGGGGACACCAAGAUGUCCAACCAGACCAUCGCAAAUAUCAUCGUGUCUACCAGACCAGGCAACCAUGGGUGCUCCCCAGAGCAGCUCCUGGCCAGGGGAGAGCAGCUCUGAGCUUGUCCCCCCAGAUCCUGUCAGAGUACGACAUCAUUCUGGUUCAGGAGGUCCGGGAUGCCGACCUGAGUGCUGUGAAUGACCUCAUGGACCAGCUCAACAGUUCUGGGAGGCACCCAUACAACUUUUUGGUCAGCAUCCCCCUGGGUCGGACCAGCUACAAGGAGCAGUACCUCUUCAUCUACAGGUCAGACAUGGUCUCCGUGCUGGAUAGCUACUAUUACGAUGAUGGCUGCGAGUCCUGUGGGACCGAUACCUUCAGCAGGGAGCCCUUCAUUGUGAAGUUCUCCUCACCCACCACACAGGUACAGGAGUUUGUGUUGGUGCCUCUGCAUUCCGAGCCCAGCCACGCAGCACAGGAGAUUGAUGCACUCUACGAUGUCUACACCGAUGUCAUCGACAAGUGGGGGACUAAAGAUAUAAUCUUCCUGGGUGAUUUCAAUGCUGACUGUUCCUACGUGACCAGCUCCCAGUGGCCGUCCAUCCGCCUGCGUUCCCUCCACGCCUGCGAGUGGCUCAUCCCCGACAGCGCCGACACCACCGUGGCUGACACCACCGACUGUGCCUACGACCGCAUCGUCGCCUGCGGCACUGCCCUGCGCCAAGACAUUGAACCUGGCUCCGCCACCGUCAACAACUUUGACAAGAAAUUCCACCUCCAGAUCAAGGAUGCUUUGGCUGUCAGCGACCAUUUCCCAGUGGAGGUGACCCUGAAAGCUCGCUGAGCCUGUCCCCACACCAAUGGCUACCAGGACACCUCAGCACACACCUGCAUCCCUCGUGGGAGCCCACGCACCAGUGGUGCCAGCCAGGCUGCCCACUGUCUCUGCAAGGAGUCCUUGAGCUCUUGUGGAAGUGUAAUGCUUUCUGCUUCCAUUAAAAAUGAGCCUUUUCC